UACCUCUCAUGCCCUGUCUUCACGAAGCAAAGAUCUUCAUUCCACAUUGCGGGGUCCUUUAUAGACUUCAUACCACGGUAUACAGGUGGCUUGAGGACCCCGCAAUUGUCUCAUGCUUCAUGGAGAAUUGUGAUAGUAUCCCCGGAAUACCUCCUAGAUCAUAAUGGACGACUUCCAUGAGCUUAAUUCAAAAACUCGACAAGCUGUUGAGGUGGAGUACAUGAUAGAAAAGGAUAAGAAUCGUAGCCAGAAGACUAAGGAAUGCCCAGCAUGGUUGUAAAUCCUUGCCGACGUUUGUGGUGGCUGUACCUAUUCUUUGUCGCUCUCUUCCUGACAGGCACCGUUAGUGCUACUCCGCUCGAGAAGCGAGCAACACAAGUCUCGUUGAAUAGCUAUACGUUCUCAAACAAUGUUCUUGCAGGAUCUAUACAUAUCCAGAACAUCGCCUACACAAAGGUUGUCGGCGUCCACUGGGCUGUUGGUAGUACAUGGGUCUCAUCCCCAAUAGCUGCAAGCUAUUCUGCAGCUUCUACCACUGGUUAUGAGACGUGGGUCUUCUCCGGGACAGCUUCUGGAGCGACCCAGUUUUACAUCCAGUAUGAUGUUAGUGGCUCGUCAUAUUUUGACCCAGGAAACUAUGUUAACUAUCAAAUCACCUCCGUCGCAACUUCCACGACUGCUGCCACCAGUACUACGCAAGUUUCAACAUCAACAUCUGCAACUACUAGUGUCUCACGGGCCUCAACUACCACUGUGGCAACCACCCUCACAUCGACAUCUACAAGUACCAGUGUCUCACAGGCCUCAACUACCACUUCAGUAAGCACUGCGACGGGGUCCGUUUCUCCAAGCACCGUCACAGGGGCCGUUUCGCCAAGCUCGCUGCCACCUAUUAUUCCAAUUUCAAUUCCAUCUGAAGGCCUUGCUAUAGCUCCAACUGGCUGCGGCAACUGGAAUGGAGGAGACAGCUGCACAUCUGAUGCUCAGUCAUCCUUUGCCGCUUCUGCCGAAAAUAGACGCUGGCAAACCCCACCACAGGGUGCAGCUGACUACAGUGCCUCAUUUGGAAACUAUCGUGACCUUGUUGGAUACGCAGACAUUCAGUACAACUCUGAUCGAACCAAGGCCGUUGUUGUUGUUAACGCUGCAUCGAGGACUUUGGAGGCAUUGACGUACUCCUUCAAUGGAGCUGCUGCAACAGCGAGCAAUACCUUCCAGCUCAAUAAUGGGUUCACUUCUACUCUCGCCAUUACGAUCUCUACUUCUAGUGGCAAGUCCCUGACACUAGACCCAAUCAACUUCAUCUGGCAGAAUACAGCUUUAACGGCAGCUCAAAGCACAUUUAACAACGGCCAAAAAGGUGGCAUCGUUGAACUGUUUGGAUGGCCAUACAAUGACGUGGCCAAGGAGUGUGCGUUUUUGGGAAAGGCUGGAUAUAUGGGAGUCAAAGUUUGGCCUUCUUCUGAGAGCGUUUGGGGCAGUAAUUACUACGAGACUGACAAGCAGUUCCGUCCAUGGUAUCUGGUAUAUCAGCCAGUUAGUUACAGACUUUAUUCUCGCAGUGGCACUCGCGCUGAGCUCAGAGCCAUGAUUCAAGCUUGUCGAGCCGCUGGUGUUCGAGUCUACGCCGAUGCAGUUGUCAACCACAUGGUAGGCCAAGGAACAGAUAUCCAAAACCACAGAAACACCGAUUGUUCUCUAUACAGUGGUCACAACGCUACUGUAGGCUCACCCUACUAUACCUCAGGCAACACCUACUUGAUCAACCCUCAAACUGGAACACGACCAACGCACGAGUUUCCAGCCGUCCCAUACGGCCCCACCGAUUUCCACUGCGAGCGCAGCAUCAGCUCCUGGACCGAUAUGAACCAGGUCACAAAAGGUUACCUGGUCGGUCUCCUCGACCUGAAUACCGAGAAACCGUACACGCAAGACCGUAUCGCGACUUACAUCGUCGACCUCCUCUCUAUUGGCUUUAGCGGUAUCCGCGUCGACGCGGCCAAGCACAUCGGCCCACAAUCUAUGGCAGCCAUCUUCGCCAUCGUCAAGAAGAAAUUAGGCGGCAACAUGCCCGCGGACUGGAUCACCUGGCUCGAAGUGAUCCUCGGUGGCGAGGCAGCGCCUCUAGCCUGUGAUGGGAGCGCGAGUAGUUGGUACACUAACUUCGACAAUGUCCUUUCUAGUAACGGCUUCACCGCUUCAGAGAUCUCACAAAUUAAGAUUUGGAGCUCCGAUUAUCCGAAGGAGAUGCCGAUUUGUGGUAGUUGGAUCAUUCCGCCCUCUAGAUUUGCGAUCCAGAACGAUGACCAUGACCAGCAGAAUCCAGGUUCCUCAUCCCGCGACAUGCAAAGCUACGGCUCUGUCCUUAUCAAGGACAAGGACGUAGCCAAGCAUCGUGGCUUUGAAGUCAAUCUCUUCAGCCGCACCGACAACGACUGGCAUAUCAAGCUCAUUCUUUCGUCAUACAUGUUCACCGAUGCCGGCGGAAAUGGCUUUCCAGACGGACUAAGCGAUUGCAGCCUUUAUACCGGGUCGGCGGCGGCGAGCGCAUGUCUGGGCGUCCCGCUGGAUACCGCGUAUGUGGCGAGUGCAUGCGGAUAUACAAUGGUCUCAGGGAAGUACACGAGGCCGCAUCGCGAUCUGUCCAUUAUCAAUGCGAUGAGAGCUUGGGUUGGGUUGGGGAGCACGACAGCGGCGGCAUUAGGGAUCAGUGGAUGUUCUUAAAGACAUGUCGCUUGAGAAAGGG
Molecule: messenger RNA, 2746 nt
Organism: Pseudogymnoascus verrucosus
Lineage: Eukaryota; Fungi; Ascomycota; Leotiomycetes; Thelebolales; Thelebolaceae
Exons: 5
Coding region: 262-2724 (820 amino acids)
Biological process (GO): carbohydrate metabolic process
Molecular function (GO): alpha-amylase activity; protein binding; cation binding
Source: RefSeq, a predicted model, not a curated record